Messenger RNA from Adineta steineri, 933 nucleotides. The record is from the annotation of a GenBank genome assembly. NCBI's taxonomy places the organism in Eukaryota, Metazoa, Rotifera, Eurotatoria, Adinetida, Adinetidae.
AUGACAACUCGGAAUACUUCAACGACAACAAUAAAUAUUGAAUUAUGGUUUAUUCCUCUUGAUAUUAUUGGUCUUAUCUGUAUUACCCUUGCUAUUAUAUUUCCUCUCAUUUUUUUAUUUAUUAUUAUUAUUGAUAAAACAUGUCAUACAGUUUCGAUGUUAUUAAUUGCUAAUUCAUGUUUACUUGAAACUAUAUUUGCAAGUAUUAGAAAUGGUGCAGUCGUAUUUGUAUUACAAAAUGAUAUGAAACAAAUUAUUUAUGAAGAUUCAUUAUGUGUAUUUCGAGCUUAUAUUGCCGAUGGUAUAUGUGCCACAUUGAAUUAUUCAUUCUUAUUACAAGCACUCUAUAGAUAUGUUACUGUAGUUUAUCCACAAUGGUUAUUUUAUCAAGCAGCUACAUGUCAAAUUAUACUUAUUUUCAUAACAUGGAUUAUUGGUCUAGCAUAUCCACUUGAAUUUAUGCUUCGUAAUGAAAUUCUCUAUAAUAUUAACAAUCAAAUAUGUCAACUACCUCUUGGACUGUCUUUCUCAUUGAUCUAUAUGGUACUUUGUAUUUAUAUCAUUCCUGUUCUAUUGGUUAUAUUAAUUUAUUUUAAAUUAGUUCUAUACGUGAAAAAAAUGAGUAAACGUGUAACAUUAGCAAAUACUUUAGUUCGAGCACAAAGAGAAUUAAAAAUGGUUCGACGUAUACUCAUAUUAGUAAUCAUUUUAAUUGCACUUGGUUUUCCAUAUACAGUUUUCAUUAUCAUUUCAUUUUUUACAACUCCUGAAAAAUAUCAUUUUCGAAUUGCUCUUAUAUUUCUGGAUGUAUCAUUAGUAUUUAUUUUUAUUGCUUUAUUUCAAUUUAAUGACUCACUUAAAAUAGCUGUUAUAAAAAUAAUUAAACGUCGUCGACGACGACGACGAAAAGUGUUAGCAGCAAUAAUAAUAUAA